Messenger RNA from Doryrhamphus excisus (bluestripe pipefish), 1515 nucleotides. RefSeq names its product vacuolar protein sorting 72 homolog a (gene vps72a). The record is from RefSeq and is a predicted model, not a curated record. Lineage: Eukaryota; Metazoa; Chordata; Actinopteri; Syngnathiformes; Syngnathidae. Gene Ontology annotation, cellular component: nucleus.
UAACCCGGAAGAAGUGAGGCCGUACAACAACGGAUAGCAAGUUUUAGCCGACAGCUACAAGUCAGGACCGUCUUUGAAUUGAUAAUUACUAAAAAAUACCAUUACUAAAAAAUAUUUAAAAAUUCGCUAUUUGGGCUACGACAAAAUAUUUAUAUACGGGUUUUUCAAUAAACACAUUUUUCUUCGACGUACUGCAAUCAGCAUACCGCGAAGUAGACAGCCGGUUGCUAGUAUCGCCAAGCUAAUAUAAACAAUAUGAGUUUAGCAUUUCACAGAGAGCCCAGGAAGACUGCGGGGAAUCGUAUGUCAAAAUUACUGGAUGCCGAAGAGGAGGAUGAGUUCUAUAAGACGACUUAUGGAGGCUUCAACGAUGAAUCUGGAGACGACGAGUACCACGGAGAACACUCGGACACGGAGGAUGAGGUGGACAGUGAUUUUGACAUUGACGAGGGCGAUGAGCCCGACAGUGACCAGGAGGAAGACGCGCCUCGGAGGAAAAGUCGAGUUGUCACUAAAGCAUAUAAGGAACCUGUCAAAGUUGCCAAGCCCAAGCCGAAGCCCAAAAGACCCUCAGUGGAGACAAAGAAGAUGGAGAAAACCAAAGUGGAGCUGAAACGGAGGAUUCCACAAGAAUUUCAAGACUUUGGCGAGACGCGGAAGUCCGUGCGACAGUCCACCAGUGAACACACCCGCAAGACCAAUCUGCGCCUGCAGGAGCGCCAGGACGCCCCUCGGCGCAGGAGGGGGGCCCACCGAGACCGACCUCUGACGCAAGAGGAGCUGCUGGCCGAGGCCAAGCUCACAGCUGAGCUCAACAUUCGAUCUCUGGAAAACUACGAGCGCCUGGAAGCAGACAAGAAGAAACAAGUGCACAAGAAGCGUCGCUUCGAGGGUCCCACCAUCCGUUACCAUUCCGUCCUCAUGCCCCUCGUCUCGCCAUCGCUUCCCAAAGAAGAGAACGUGGACGUGGAAGGUUUGGACCAGGAUGUCCCUCAGACCACUCCGGCCAAUCCGGCCACGCCUUCCCAGCAGCCCGCCGGCGGCGGCCUCUGCUCGCGCACUUACGUGACCUUCAGCGACAAUGAAGCUUUCGAGACCGCCUUCCCACGCGGCGCCCCGACGGGCCCAAAGGUACCCAUGCAGGAAGUCUGCCCCGUCACCCACAAGGCAGCGCUGUACCGCGACCCUGUCACCGACAUCCCCUACGCCAACUCGCGAGCCUUCCGCAUCAUCCGGGAGGCGUACCGUAAGUACGUGGCCGCUCACGGGUUCCCGAACAUGUCAGGAGGGAUGACGGGGCACGACUCUGCUUCGAGAGGAGCACGCCACAAGAUGGCGGUGAAGCAGAGCGCCGUUGCUACGUAGGCGCCGGUCGACACUAAUCGGACUGUUUGUCCAUAAAAACUCCAGACUGGAAUCUCCACCAUCUUUCUGUAGAUUGAUUUCGAGAAUUGCUAAUCCACAUUGAGUGGAUUAAAUAAUGACUUUGGACUUUUUUUUUUUUUACUUUGUUUG